AUGGCCGCAGCCAACAUGAGGGCGUCUAUUCCCACCCAUUUUCGCACCUUUACGGCAUAUGAAAAUGUUUCCGCGAACUGCAAGAUUUGGGAAGCCGUCCGGGCCACCAGCGCUCAUCCGAUUUUCUUCAAGCGAAUCAAGAUUCAAGACAUCGGGCUUCAGGUCAAUUACAUUGGUGGUGAGAUAGGAUGCAACAAUCCAACCUGGCGCGUCUUAACCGAGGCCAACCGUAUUUUCCGGGGGGCACAUCUCGCGUGCCUCGUCAGCAUCGGAACUGGUCAAGGAGGUGCAAUCAAGGUACCAGAACCUGGACUGAAAGAGAACAUGAUACCACUCGGAACAUUAGAUACGCUGAAACAGAUUGCAACCGACUGUGAGACAAUGCAAGAAAAGAUGGCAGCGAAAUUCGAACGAUUCAAACGUCCAGUCCCGGACCCAGGUGUAUACUUCAGGUUCAACCUUGACCAGGUUCCGGAAGACAGUCAACAAUGGGGGGUAGUAGACAACCUCCGAAUGCACCAAACAAUACAUGGAGAUGUCGGAAAAUUCACAGCUCGCGGAAGGGACAGCUGCAGCUAUAAGAAGGCGGGAACCAAGAGUGUUAUUGAGCGAGGCUGCUCGGUGAUCAACACACCCUUGCUUUACUCGUCGUCAACUUUAUUGGGAACUUUAUGUACUCGCUAG
Messenger RNA from Rhizoctonia solani, 684 nucleotides. RefSeq names its product patatin-like phospholipase protein. The transcript has a single exon. Gene Ontology annotation, biological process: arachidonate metabolic process. Lineage: Eukaryota; Fungi; Basidiomycota; Agaricomycetes; Cantharellales; Ceratobasidiaceae. Gene Ontology annotation, cellular component: membrane. The record is from RefSeq and is a predicted model, not a curated record. Bases 1 to 684 code for a protein of 227 amino acids.